GCUCGGUGCUGGGCACGAUGGAGUUCGGGCGGCGGGCCGAGCGGGCGGCCUGCGCGGCCAUGCUGCGCGCCUUCCUCGCCCGCGGCCACUGCGAGCUGGACUCGGCGCACAUGUACGCGGGGGGCGAGUCGGAGCGCAUCGUGGGCGCCCUCCUGGCCGAGGAGCCGCCCCGCCAGGCAGUCCGCGUGGCCACCAAGGCCAAUCCCUGGGGUGGCAACACGCUGAAGGCCGCCGGCGUGCGCUCCCAGCUGGAGACGUCCCUGCAGAGGCUGCAGAUGAAGAGCGUCGACCUCUUCUACCUCCACGCCCCCGACCACGGGACGCCGGUGGAGGAGACGCUCAGGGCCUGUGACGAGCUGCACAAGGAGGGGAAGUUCGGGGAACUGGGUCUCUCCAACUACGCCGCUUGGGAGGUCGCGGAGAUCUGUAGCAUCUGCAGGGCGAACAGCUGGCUCCUGCCGACGGUGUACCAGGUGGUCUCCUCACGGGCAAGUACAGGUACGAAGACAAGGACUCAGGCCAGCAGCCGGCCAGCAGGUUCUUUGGGAACGACUGGGCCGCCACCUACCGGGACAGGUACUGGAAGCCGCACCACUUCCAAGGGGUGGCUUUGGUCCAGAGUGCCCUCCGCGAGGCGUACGGCCCCGAUCCCCCCAGCCUGACUUCUGCUGCCCUGCGCUGGAUCUUCCACCACUCCAAGCUGCAGCGUCCUCCGCGUCUCGCACCAGCAGCUCCAGCUCUCCCGUCUCCGCGCUCCACACGCUCCGGAUGGUCACCUUGAACUCCGCCAUCGUGUAGCCGAAGAGUUUCUGCAAGAAAGGGCCGCGUGACCCCUUGGGACCGGCGCCUGCGCUUCGCUCGCUCCUCCGCCCCCGAGGGAGAGCGGGACCACGUGGGACGGGCACUCGGCGGGGUGCGGCUCUGGCGCGGCUUCAUUCCAAGGAUGUGGCGGCCACCCCUCGGCUUCCCCGCUCUCUUUGGGCUCAGCGGCAAAUCGUACAGAAGAUUGCCAUGGGGGCCGCUGGAAAAGCCCGAAGCCCAAGAAUGUCUGCGGUGGGGGACUUUGCUCUCGUGCCCGGCCCGGCCCGGCCCGCCUCCCUCCUUCCUGGCCUGCCCUUGGAAUGCGGUGCCGGAACUCUUGACGGAACGUGACCCUUGGCCGGCAGGAAAUCAGCUUGGAUUAGGGGAGGAGGGGAAGUCUCCCUCAGCGCGGAAAAGAUGGCCGAUGUGAAGCCGGGGCAGGGAUCUCAUAGGGGGAAGCAACAAAGGCCCCUGCGGGAACGUCCCGGGGAGGAAACGGGCAUCGGGAGUCGCUCACCAGAAUACGGGCCUGAUCGGGCGUCAGGGUGUCCCCCUCCUUGCAGACCUCGUAGUCGGAGAGGAGCAUCACCACCCCUGCCAAGCAAGCGGGAGAAACGGAGAUGAGAACCCGCCUCGCCGAGGCCCAUGCACUCUUCCCAGAGGGGCCCGCCGCUGACCUUUCCGCAGCGCCGUUGGCAGGCCCAGCUGCCGCAGCUGGGGCUCCAUGGAGUGGGGGAACUGCCCCAGCGGCCCCGCGUCCAGGCUCACAGCGAAGGCGGCCCUGUUCCCUGACCGGGCGAAGUCGCUCUCUCUGUACUGGGAGAACCACCUGCGAGGGGAAAAGGACGCAGGAGAUUCAGAGAGAUUCGCACAGCGCACACGUCCUCGUAGCAGAGGGAGGAACGAAUACGCAGCCUCCCGGCCAGGGGGGAAUCAACGGGCCUGGCACAGCCUGUGCUCAGCAGGCCGAGGGCCAGGUCUGGGGCACUCUGGCAAUUUGGGAGGCUGCUGGGGGUACCGUCGCAAGAUGGCUGCCGUGGGAGGCGGGCAAGGGAUGCACAACCGUCCCUGAACCGGCGGCGGUGGGGGGCUGAGCCCGACUCGUCCCAGAGCUGCCCCGGAGGCUGCCUUUCCUCCGGCACCCGGAGAAACCGACCCAUGCCGGGAAGUUCGCAGGGUCCCUCCCACGCCGAGUUGUGGCGCAUGACCAACGGUGCCUCCUCCAACCUGGCGCUCUCCAGACGUUUUAGACUACGAGGCCCAGCCUUUGCGGCCAUUGCCCACCGUGCUUGAGGCGGAUGGGGGGUGAAGCCCAAAACACCCAGAGGGCACCACCUUGGGGUGCCGUGACCACGACGCAUCAUGCGGCAGCGGGAAACACUCACUCCGUGACCUCCUCCUUGGUGCGGUUGGUGAAAAGGAGGCCCACCUCUCCCUGGAGGUGCUUGCUGACCUGGCGAGCAGAGAGGAGAGGGGAUUAGGAAAUGGCCCCCGGAGCACUGAGGCCCCGCCGGGCUGGGAGCAAGACGGACAUGCUGCAGCGGCUGGGGGCCCCACCUGGUGCAGGUUAUCUUUGUAUUCGUCCAUCGGGCUCCGUCCAAGUGCCACCAUCAUCACCUUGUUCUUGCCAAAGAACAUCCUGGAAGGAAAACCGGGCCUAGUGAGGACAGCCAGAGACGGACCCUCUCAAAGCGGUGUAUUGCAGAGCUGUCGAGCUGGGGGGGGGGGUGUUUCAGGCCGACGAGUCCAGUCCCUGCUCGACACACCACAAGGCGGUGUGGCAGAGGCAGUCCGUCCCCCGACUCCGCCUGGCGCUUUUUUCGGUUCACAAACCACAGAGGUGCUCCCCAGCCCCCCCCGGGGGGGGGGGGGGGGCUCCCUUGAUUUGUGGCCUGGCUGGCGCUUUUUAAACCCUCUCCUCAUCCCAAGAUAAACCCUUUUUGGGUAUAAAUCGUGCCCGAGCCCUUCUGGGUGAAUCUAGAUGGGGGGAGACGGAUCUUGGGGGCCUGCCCCUCACCUGCUGUGCUUCCAGGCAUUGCGAAUAUCCUUCAGUUUGUUGUUUCUCAUGUUGGAGACGGAAAAAAUAAAGAGAAAUUUGUAGGUGUCCA
Varanus komodoensis (Komodo dragon) is the source of this 2909-nucleotide messenger RNA. It is a transcript of the gene AKR7A2, whose product is annotated as aldo-keto reductase family 7 member A2. The transcript is spliced from 6 exons. The coding region runs from base 18 to 662 and encodes 214 amino acids. The record is from RefSeq and is a predicted model, not a curated record. NCBI's taxonomy places the organism in Eukaryota, Metazoa, Chordata, Lepidosauria, Squamata, Varanidae.